Messenger RNA from Leucoraja erinaceus (little skate), 581 nucleotides. It is a transcript of the gene rpl27a, whose product is annotated as ribosomal protein L27a. The transcript is spliced from 5 exons. Gene Ontology annotation, biological process: translation. Gene Ontology annotation, cellular component: ribosome; cytosolic large ribosomal subunit. The coding region runs from base 88 to 534 and encodes 148 amino acids. NCBI's taxonomy places the organism in Eukaryota, Metazoa, Chordata, Chondrichthyes, Rajiformes, Rajidae. Gene Ontology annotation, molecular function: structural constituent of ribosome. The record is from RefSeq and is a predicted model, not a curated record.
ACGGCGCAUGCGCUGCGUAACGCGCGGUGCGUGAGGGAUAAAAGCGCGCGCGCCGUGGCCAUUGCUCCUCUUACGUCACGGCCCAAGAUGCCCACCAGAUUUAGAAAAACCAGGAAGUUGAGAGGGCACGUUAGCCAUGGUCAUGGCCGUAUUGGCAAACACAGGAAGCAUCCUGGGGGUCGAGGUAAUGCUGGUGGAAUGCAUCACCACAGAAUCAACUUUGAUAAAUAUCAUCCUGGUUAUUUCGGAAAAGUUGGUAUGAGACAUUUCCAUUUAAAGAAGUGCCAGUUAUUCUGUCCUACCAUAAAUCUGGAUAAAUUGUGGACACUGGUUAGUGAACAAACCAGAUUAAACUAUGCUAAAAAGCCUGAAGGACCAGCACCCGUUAUUGAUGUUGUACAUGCAGGAUACUAUAAAGUUUUGGGUAAAGGAAGACUUCCAAAACAGCCUGUGAUUGUCAAGGCAAAGUUCUUCAGCAGGAAAGCUGAAGAGAAAAUCAAGGGAGUUGGAGGAGCCUGUGUGUUAAUGGCGUAACGUUUAACUGUGUAAGAAUAAAUAAAAAAAACUCACUUUUAACUGGU